CAUCUCAGAGCACAAAACUUCUUUUCAACCAAACGAGCAUUUUCUCUCUUCAAAGCACUCACUACUUCACUUUCUUUUUUCCCAACUCGACCAAUAUAACAAACAUGGCUCCUACCUUUAGCAGCACCAAACGCAAUGCCGCCUCAGCCCUGACUAGGGCCUCAAGCCACCCUCCUAGGAGGGCUUAUGUCACUUUCUUGGCUGGAAACGGUGACUAUGUCAAGGGUGUGGUGGGAUUGGCCAAGGGGCUCAGGAAAGUUAAGAGCAAGUACCCACUUGUGGUCGCCAUCCUACCAGAUGUUCCCGAGGAUCACCGAGAGAUUUUGGUCAAGCAAGGGUGCAUUGUCAAGGAGAUCGAGCCGGUGCACCCGCCGAAGAACCAGACCCAGUUCGCCAUGGCCUACUAUGUCAUCAAUUACUCGAAGCUCCGUAUCUGGAACUUUGUGGAGUACAAGAAGAUGGUUUACUUGGACGGGGACAUUCAGGUGUUCGACAACAUUGACCACCUUUUUGACAUGCCGGACGGCAACUUCUAUGCCGUGAUGGACUGUUUCUGUGAGAAAACAUGGAGCCACACUCCUCAGUACAAGAUUAAAUACUGCCAGCAGUGCCCGGACAAGGUUCAGUGGCCGGCGAAGUUGGGUCCUAAGCCUCCUCUCUACUUCAAUGCCGGCAUGUUCGUCUUUGAGCCAAGCCUCUCCAUCUAUGAUGAACUCUUGAAGAAACUCAAGAUCACCCCUCCAACCCCUUUCGCCGAGCAAGACUUUUUGAAUAUGUUCUUCAGGGAAAUCUACAAGCCAAUUCCACCAAUUUACAACCUUGUCUUGGCCAUGCUAUGGAGGCAUCCGGAGAACAUUGAGCUAGACAAAGUGAAGGUGGUGCACUACUGCGCCGCAGGGUCCAAGCCGUGGAGGUUCACCGGAAAGGAAGAGAACAUGGAGAGGGAAGAUAUCAAGAUGUUGGUGAAUAAAUGGUGGGAUAUUUACAAUGAUGAGUCACUGGACUACAAGAAUUUUGUGCCUUCCGGUGAAGAUAAGGCCGUUCGCCAGCAACCAUUAAUCAUGGGGAGGCCGUCGGAGGCUGGCGUCGUUUACCACAUAUGCGCCCCAUCCGCUGCCUAACUGGUUUGUUCCGGUGUUAUAACCAGGAGUAUGAAAUUUUUUAUGCAUUGAUUUGUGUCUUUGGGCUGCUCAAUUUUUUUUUUUUUUUUUACAAAGUACAAAUUUAGAGUGGGAUUACACUUGCCACCUGCACCUACACCCUUUCGCUCUUUUUGUUAAGGGUUCAAGCUGACAGUGCAAUAAUAUUGUAACUAUUCACUCACCUCCCAAUUUUCCAUUCAUCAAAAAAAAAAUUUAGAGUGGGAUUUAUAUCAGAUCCUAAGGUUAGGGCAGCACAAUUCUUAAAAGCUUACAGCAAAUCGGCCUAGAAGCCCAGGUGCAGGUUUUUGGGCUUUCUUAUUUUUGUACAUAGAAAGCCUUUUUAUGUUCAUUUUCAAGGGAGUGUGAACCGUGGAAGGUGUGAGAAGAGGACUUUACUCUUCUGGCUUGAUAUAUAUAUAUAUAUAUAUAUAUAUAUAUAUUACUCUAUGUAAUUGUUUUGAAGUUUAAUUUCUACUAAUAAUAUAAAAAAAUAUUUUCUGU
This is a messenger RNA of Rubroshorea leprosula, 1643 nucleotides long. Lineage: Eukaryota; Viridiplantae; Streptophyta; Magnoliopsida; Malvales; Dipterocarpaceae. The record is from the annotation of a GenBank genome assembly.